CGGUGCCUGGCCCAUAUGUUUGCAGGAUUUGCAACCCAUUUCUCUCCUCGACUCCCACAACACGGUCCGUACGGGAAAGAGAGAGAAGGUGGGAGUGGAAUCGACAGGGGAAAACCAAGCCUGUGUUUCAGAGACAACUCAGGCGACGCGAUGGCGAUGGCGGCGCUGCGACGCGAGGGGAGGCGCCUCCUCCUCGCCCCCACCGUCCCCAACCCGUCUUCGGCGGCCGCUUCCGCUGCGGUGACGCGAUCCUCCGCCAUGUCGCAACCGGAGAUGGCUCCAAUUGGUGCACGUUCUAUUUCAACUCAAGUUGUGAGGAACCGGAUGAAGAGUAUCAAAAACAUCCAGAAGAUCACAAAGGCUAUGAAGAUGGUUGCAGCAUCAAAGCUUCGGGCUGUUCAGACGAGGACUGAAAAUUCACGCGGCUUGUGGCAGCCGUUCACCGCCCUUCUUGGGGACACUCCUAGUGUUGACGUCAAGAAGAAUGUGAUUGUGGCCAUUACCUCUGAUAAGGGACUCUGUGGUGGUAUCAAUUCAACCUCGGUGAAAGUUAGCAGGGCCCUUCACAAACUGACAUCUGGUCCAGAAAAAGAAAGCAAGUAUGUUAUAUUAGGAGAAAAAGGCAAAGUUCAGCUGUUGCGUGACUCGAAGAACAGCAUUGAAAUGACCGCAAGUGAACUACAGAAGAACCCUAUCAACUAUACACAGAUUGCUGUGCUCGCGGAUGACAUAUUGAAAAAUGUGGAAUAUGAUGCUCUAAGGGUUAUUUUCAACAAGUUCCAUUCUGUCAUAUCGUUUAAGCCCACAAUGGUAACGAUACUGUCCCCUGAGGUUGCAGAAAAAGAAGCAGAAGCUGGUGGGAAGACGGGUGACCUAGAUUCUUAUGAGAUUGAAGGCGGUGAGACAAAAGCAGAGAUAUUGCAAAACCUAGCUGAGUUCCAGUUUUCUUGUGUCAUGUACAAUGGUGCCCUAGAGAAUGCAUGCAGUGAGCUUGGAGCCCGUAUGUCUGCCAUGGACAGCUCUAGCAGAAAUGCUGGCGAUAUGCUUGAUCGUCUCACGCUUACUUACAACAGGACACGCCAAGCAUCCAUCACCACAGAGCUUACUGAGAUUAUAUCUGGUGCAUCAGCCCUUGAAGGAUAGGUGAAGAGACUAUGUGGACUUCUCCCUUUUUCCCCAUUUGUGUUCCUCUCACAUGAAGGCUUCUUUUCUUCCGGAGGCUCAGUUUCAACCCUUCUCGUUUCACUUUUCCUUGAUAAACGUAUUCUCAUGCUUUAUUGCAAUAAUUAGGCCAACGACAGUGAUGAUGCCGUGCGCCUUUGCAUAUUGCAAAAAUGAUGUUCUACAUCUAUGGUGAAUGGCUGGUUUUCAUAAAUGGUGAUGAUCAAUAUAUGUAUCUUGCACAUGAUUAGCAAGUUCACGUGUCUGCCAAAUUGAGCCAUAUAACGAUAUAGCAUUAAUGACAUCUGUUCAAUCUGAACUUCCAACAUUUAUCCAGCUGAAGAAUCUAUUUUGAA
Zea mays is the source of this 1517-nucleotide messenger RNA. Its product is annotated as ATP synthase subunit gamma, mitochondrial. The transcript is spliced from 9 exons. The record is from RefSeq and is a predicted model, not a curated record. The coding region runs from base 16 to 1143 and encodes 375 amino acids. Gene Ontology annotation, biological process: proton motive force-driven ATP synthesis. Lineage: Eukaryota; Viridiplantae; Streptophyta; Magnoliopsida; Poales; Poaceae. Gene Ontology annotation, molecular function: proton-transporting ATP synthase activity, rotational mechanism.